Cornus florida is the source of this 1802-nucleotide messenger RNA. RefSeq lists its product as uncharacterized. The coding region runs from base 63 to 1406 and encodes 447 amino acids. Lineage: Eukaryota; Viridiplantae; Streptophyta; Magnoliopsida; Cornales; Cornaceae. The transcript is spliced from 9 exons. The record is from RefSeq and is a predicted model, not a curated record.
UUUACCAAACCAUAAUUGUGUUCGUUUUGUUCGGCCACAAUUUCAGAAUCGAACAGUCCUAAAUGUCGAAAUCCAUCGCAGCUCUCCAUCACGAACUCAUUCAGUUAUCUGAACCAAUCCGAGCAUCUCUAUCGAGAACACAGUACAGUCCACCAGAGGGCUCUAAUGUCUCUAUCAAAUCCAUGCUCGAAUCCCUCCUUCCUCAAAAACCCUCGACAUCGGAUUUUGACGUCUCCGAACCUGAAAUUCUUAGCAAAAUCAAAGAUUUCAGUCUAUGCUGUGCCGCAUUAACUUCCUUCGCUGGUUCAACGCACGACCAACUCUCAUGGAUGCCAAAUUCACUCUCGAUUGCCGCAGAAUUGGCAUUCGGAGAGCUCUCGAAAGCUUAUUCGAUCAAUUUAAGUGCGAAACAGUCGACGGAGUUUGGUGAAUUGGGUCUGGAUUUGGGGAUGAUAUCAGAUGAGAAGAAAUUGGGUGUGGAAUUGAUGCCCAUUGUGUUACCUUUGCUAAAAGCGAGUAUUAAGGAGAGUUCAAUUGAUAAGUCGGACGAUGGGGACGAGAUGUCUACUGCAACCUCUAGGGUUCCUGUUGUUUAUGCCAUUGUGGCUGCUUAUCAGUUUAGAUGGUUUGUGACACAGGUUGAUUAUCCACAUUUGGGGAAGUUGUGUUCUUUGGUGAUUCCUUGUGCACUGACAGCUCUCGAUCACUGGUCACCGGAGGUGAAAGGGCAGGGCAUGAUUAGCUUUAUACAUCUUGUGAAGAAUGUGAAUGCUGCUGAGCUCAGUUGGUAUGAAGAUGUAAUCCUUGAUGCAUGCUGCCAGAACAUUGCUUCCGAUGAUGAGAUAUGGCACCAUGUGGUUGAGAUGUCGGUACUUUUAGCGACUUCUAUCCUGCGGAGCAAUCCUCGCAGCCCAUGGUAUGAAAAGAUGCUGAAUGAGAUGUUAAGUCACUUGGAGCGCCAACCAAGAAACAAGGAGCGCCGUGUUGCUUGGCUUCAGUGCAUUGAGCCACUUUUAGAGGGUGUUGGUCUGGUACUGUUAGCUCAUUUCAGGCGUAUUUUCCCACUUUUCUUUCAGUGGAUGCAUGCUGAUGAUGAUGUAACUGUUCUAUUGGUUCUUGAACGGGUCCAUACAGUUUUAAAGUUAACAUGGAUAAGGAACACAACAUAUACUGAAAGAUUGGUGGAUGAACUUGCCACCCUGUACAAGGAGGCAGCAUUGAAAAUUUCUCGUGAAGAAAUUAGAGCACGUAUUCUUCAGAUUUUGAUAUUGCUUCAGCAAUGCAAAGGUUCGCAGUUUAAAGCAGCUUGGGACAAGCACAAGGAUGAUCCAAACUUGACAGCUCUCGCUCCAUCCUUUAGUGGAAUAAAUGCUGAAAUGAGGGUUGGAAUGCAGGUUGUUCGAUGAUGAUACAGAGGAGUCUGAAGUUAUCUGUUUGUCGGAUAAUCUAUGGCGAUUUUGAUGUAAAUAGCCAUUUUCUGCAUUCAAAGAUCCUUGUGCAUGGGGUACAAGCGCCAAAUUGUUAUCGAAUUACCAAUGUUCAAGUCCUUAAUUAACGGUUAUACCAAUGUAGUAUUUUUCAUAUUCUCCCAUCAUUUUUCUCUUGUAAAUGUUCUACUCUUGCUUUUAUCUGUUGGAGAUGUAAAAAUGGAUUGUAGUCUACAUGGAUUGUAUGUGGCAAAGGAUGGAAUUGGUGUUGCCAUCUCCGAUUUAGGAUGUCCCUUGGCGGAUAUAUGGUUUUCCAAACCUCGGGGUGUCAUUGUACUUUACCCUAAACUUAUCAUGGCAAUUUUUUAAAAUUCA